UUAUCUUAUUAUUAUUAUUACUAUUUAUCAAAGCUUUCAUUUUCUCUAUAAAUUCCUUCUCCCAGCGAAGCCCCCUCCCUCGAAACUCUGGUUUUUGCUUCACCUUUUUAAAGCAUCAAUUUUCUCCAACUCCUUUUACUUCAUUUUUUGAAGCUAUAAUAUGGAUUCUCCUUUCAAUUGCCUCUUGUUUGAUUUGGAUGAUACGCUUUACCUUUCCAACACUGGAAUUGCUCAAGCUGUCAAGAAAAACAUCGAUGAUUUUCUAAUUGAGAAAUGUGGAUUUCCGGCGACCAAAGCUUCUAGUCUCAGAGUCGAACUCUUCAAAACUUACGGCAGCACUCUCGCCGGUUUGCGAGCGUUAGGCUACGACAUCGAUGCCGAUGAUUAUCACGGUUUCGUCCACGGAAGAUUGCCAUACGAUGUGAUCAAGACAGAUCCUCAGCUACGUAAUCUCUUGCGUAGCAUCAGCCAAAGGAAAAUCAUUUUUACGAAUUCGGACAGGGUUCAUGCGAUUAAGAUUCUGAAAAGACUAGGAUUAGAAGAUUGUUUCGACCAAAUCAUUUGUUUUGAGACACUGAAUCCUAAUUUGCCAAAAUCAACGCGUCCUGAUGAAUUCCCUGUCGUUUUGAAACCGUCUAUAGAUGCCGUGAAAAUUGCUCUCGAUGUCUCCCAUGUUGAUCCUCGUCUCACGUUGUUUUUCGACGACAAUGUUUGGAAUAUUGCCGCAGGAAAGGCUUUGGGCCUUCGUACUUGUCUGGUCGGAAAGAGUGUUAAGACAAAGGAAGCUGAUUAUGCAAUAGAGGCGGUCAACAACUUAGCAGAAGUAAUACCAGAAAUCUGGGUCAAUGGAACGGACGGUGGUGAUGCGAGGAUCAGCAGAAGCAGGAGCCAAUUGGAAGCUGCUCGGGCAACAACAUCUGUUGGAGCUAGAUCAAUUCAAAUGUGUACCAAAAGGAUGUUGGGUUCGGACUUAAGGCCCCAUUAUGUACAUAACAUCAUAAUCUUGUAAGUCAUGUGGAUAAUAUUAAAUGUGUAUCAAAAAGGGAUUAUCCCAUAAAUAAAUAAUAAAGCAUGCUUUUUCAAUUUCAAUUGCAAA
Messenger RNA from Durio zibethinus, 1096 nucleotides. Lineage: Eukaryota; Viridiplantae; Streptophyta; Magnoliopsida; Malvales; Malvaceae. The record is from RefSeq and is a predicted model, not a curated record.